AUGAGUCUGUCUUCGUACGUUGUGCUCGAGACGGUCGCACAGGGGUAUCUUACGACUGUUGUCAACGCCUAUCGAAAGCUCGAUUCAAAAAAGUGUGUUCUGAAGUAUUAUGACCUGCAACACAAGGAGAGCGACCUGUUUGUGCUGUCUAAAAACGACCACCGGAUGCCCAUCGAGGCCUACAUUCUACAGAAGACAAGGGAGGUUCAGGGAUGCGUACGGAUGGUGGAAUGUUUCGAGGAUGAACAAAUGAAAAGAUUCGUGAUUGUUUUGGAAGAUUUACAUGACCAGGGAUACACCAAUUUAGCGAGUGAAUUGUUGUCGGACGAAGAGUGGAUCAACGAGUCCGCCGUCUCUUGGAUUAUGAGAGAGACAAUCCAUACCCUUAGGGAACUGCAUGACCUGAACAUCGUGCACUGUGACAUUAAGCCGGACAACAUAUUUGUCAACAAGGAUGAGAGGAAGGUGAAGCUUAUUGACUUCAAUUUUUCAAUGGAAUUAAUUCCCACAGAACUUCCUCAAAAGAAUGUAG
Messenger RNA from Spirometra erinaceieuropaei, 532 nucleotides. The record is from the annotation of a GenBank genome assembly. NCBI's taxonomy places the organism in Eukaryota, Metazoa, Platyhelminthes, Cestoda, Diphyllobothriidea, Diphyllobothriidae.